UGUCUCUGAUUGGUUGCGCGAGCUGUAGACGGCUUUCUGCGGCGGCGCGGGGUCUCGAGAGGUCGCUAAUUAGAGAGCAGACUUUUCCGAGCGGGUGCCGUUUACACGUGAGCUCCAAGUAGUUCCGGGCGGUGGCGCGCGCAGUGCACGCUCUGGUUCCCUCGCGCACAGUGACAGCUCGCGCUCAGCUCGGCGUCAUUCUCAAGCGCUGUGCACCCGGACACAACGCGCUCGCGCUCUCUCUCUCCUCUCUCUCUCUCUCUCUCUCUCGCGCGCGCGCGCUCUCAGCCACUUUCCGUCGGCUCAGAAUCGCACGCGCACCUCUGCCAAAGAAGCGGAUGAGAGAAGGUGGAAAGUUAUGGAUGAAAGAAUAUCACGACUGCAGGAUAGAGCGUUCCUCGAUCACGCAGACUUCCUGGGGGUCGAUUAUUCGUCUCUUUAUAUGUGCAAGUCGAAAAGAGGUAUGAAACGAGAGGAGGGAAAGGACGCUUAUAAAUUACCUCACAGACUCAUAGAGAAGAAGAGGAGAGACCGGAUUAAUGAAUGUAUUGGACAGUUGAAAGACUUAUUACCAGAACACCUUAAAUUAACGACUCUGGGUCACUUGGAAAAAGCGGUUGUGUUGGAGUUAACUCUGAAACACCUGAACGCUCUGACAGCCGUCACUGAACAGCAGCACCAAAAGAUCCUGGCACUGCAGAACGGAGAGCGCUCGCUGAAGUCCACCAUCCGAGCAGACUUGGACUCUUUCCACUCGGGAUUUCAGGCAUGCGCUAAAGAGGUGCUGAAGUACCUGGGCACAGUGGAGAAGUGGAGCAGCUGUGAGCAGAGGUGCACGCAGCUCAUCGAGCACUUGCACAAAGUUUUAGCACGACUCGUCCAGACGCAGUUAGGCACGCAGGAGAGGGAUGACCAGGCCAACUGUGUCCCCGUCAUCCAGAGGACUCAGAAUCCCGAGGCCAAUGAGAACGACACGGACACCGACAGCGGAUACGGGGGCGAGGCCGACAAGAGCGACGCCAGAGCUGAAAAAGCAUGCGACACAGUCCGAGUUAAAAUCAAGCAGGAGUUCGGGGACGAGCAUGUCGCCAAAAAGCCCAGAAUGAACUGGAGUGAGAAGAGCAGCACAGGAUUAAGCGCAGAGCAGCCAAACUUAGCAUUAAUGAACUCACUGAUGGGAAUGGCUGGAGUGGGGCAACAUACUCCAUUCUGCGUGCCGUUUUACUUCAUAAACCCAUCAGCAGCUGGGUCCUACAUGCCAUUUUUUGAUAAGAGCAGUCUGGAGAAGUUAGUGUACCCAGCGCUGAGUGGGCCCUUCCCGUGGCUCUACCCCGGGAUCACCGCGCACACUUCAGCUGCCACGGCUGCUGCUGCCACUGCUGCCGCUUUCCCUGGAGGAGGAUCUCUCGAGAAAAACCUGGGGUUCGGAGCUACUUCUAAAGAAAAAGACUGCUCUUCUCCCCUUAACGAAGUUAAACAAUCCAACAGGGUAGGUGCAUCCUCUCCUACUGACGAGGAACAGAACUCAGAUCCAGAUCUUAAUGAGGUCCAGAUCCAAAUGAAGGAAAGCAGUACUACAGGCUAAUCUAAUCUGAAAGAACACUUGGCCUUUCGCGCUCUUGUUGGCUUGUGACAUUGUGUGUUUAUAUAUCAGUCUAUUCCUUAAUUUAAUCAUCAUCAUCAUCAUCAUCAUCAUCAUUGAGUAUUCCGUGGCCUGUAGUGUUUCUAUGGAUUUACUGAUAAGCAGUUAUUUGUUAUUCUUCAUUUCUGAGUUUAAAGUGUGUGCAAAACAGGGUUUUGAAAAGGUCUUUCUGUAGGGACAUUGUACAGUAAUGGGGGACAUUGGAACAAAACCUAGUGCCUUUUGCACUGAAUGCUGACACUGGAAUGGGAAUCGACACUGACUGACAACAGCAUACAGUUGGUCUGUAUUGUAUUGGCUAUAGCAGAGUUUAUAUUUUAAAAAGAUUGGUUAAACUGAGACUUUGCUCUUAUUUGCUGAGGAAACUGAGUGUAUGUGCAAUACUGUCAAACUGAUCACUGAGUUAUAAGCUACUGCACCUCUUAUCAUUGAUUUGGAUUCAUAUUGGCAUCUUGGAUGUAUUGUCUGACAGUGACCUCAAGCAAGUUGAAACGACUGAUGCAGUACUUUUAGGAACAACUUUAUUUUUGGUAGAAUUUAGCCUAUACAGGAUUUUCCACUGAUAGUGCCACUUAUUUCAUGGGUUAAUCUUCAGUGCUUGAAAGCGUUACUUAAUAAAUACCUCAAGAUACUUUUGCAUUGAGAGCCAGAUUCAUUCCUACAGAUGCUCCUCUGGUAGGGGCAGUGCAGUGAGCUGAGUAAUCUUUGUUCGGGUGAAAGGAGUCUUCAUGUUUAGUCAGGCAGUACUUGUGAGUAGCCUUGUAAGUCUUUUGACUUACCGUUAUGACAGUCCUAUCUCUCUCCAUAAUAACUCAUUUGAACUCGAGUUUAAGUGAGGUGUGAAAUUACACGCUGGAUAUUUUGGUUUAGCAUGGGCUCGUCAUUCAUAAACAAUCUCGAAAAGUCUUUGUUAUAUGACAGCAUUGUGACACCAUCGAAAAUAAUUUGACCACUUCAGGACAAGUUUGUAGACAGUUUGGCUUAGUGAAUUACAAUUUCCAUGGGGAUUUUCUGAUGAAAGUCCCAUUUAGUCUAGCACAUGAAUCUGGAGUGGUCCACAUGGCCCUUGUGAUAAAACAUCUCACUAGGCCAAUGUGGAGAGCUACUGUAUAUGACCUGCAUCUCCGGAUAUGUUAGCACCUUGUGGAACUUUGAUAUUGAAUGUAAUCUGUUUUCUGUUGAUCUGACCGUUUGUAAAUAUUCUGAUAAAAUUAGAUCCACGAGGUAAAGUGCACUUGUCGAUGCCUUCUUUGUUCCUUCUAAAACUCUUCUCACACAUUAUUUAUAAUCCAUUACCCUUUGUAUUCUGCCUGUAAUUUAUAUAUACAGUAUAUAUUUUCUUAAAGAAAUCCUCAUGAUUAAAAGGCAAGUCAUGGACUAAAUGUAUAAAUACUGAAAUAAACUAUAAUAGCUUACUGUAUAGCGACACAAAUUUCAGUUCAAUUCUUCUGAAAGCUCUGUUAUGCAGCAAAUGCUUCUGCAAAUUAAUCUUAAAAAGCUUAUAUAAAUUCAGUAGACGUCUGGCUCAGUGAUUAGGGCAAAGACUUUUUUUUUUUGCUGAAGUUAGUACUGCCAUUAAUGCCAAUAUUUUGUAGCAACAUUAAUCACUACAAAAGUCCCAAUCAAGAAUCACCGCACUGAUCCGGAUGUUAUUAUUACAACUUAGUCUUUUGAAUAACUACAGUCAAACAUAGAAUGUGCAUAUACCAUGUUAUCUGUUGAUAUAUUUCAGAGCUGAUUCAUGGCACAAGAUUUGAAGUGAUUAGGAAUCUUGUGAAACAUGGUGUACUGCAUAUAAUCAGGAAAGGAUGCAGAAUACCUGGGCACUGGAGGAAAGGAUGAAAGAACGAAGGAUAUUAUUACAAGUUAUGAUCAAUGUCAGAUUCACUGCAACCAAUACCUUUCCAGUGGGCGCGAGUGUAUGUAUAUUUAAGCAAAAAUUGCCAUUUACUUUUGCAUAGAACACAUUUUAUAGGCCCCUUAUAGCCUCUUUGCCUCAACUGUCUUUUUGCCUAUGUAGUGGCAUGUGUAUGUAAAUAGUUUGUGAAUACGCAAAAAUGUCCAGUGUUUAUGUUGUAGAAGAAAUCUUUGGAUUUUAUAAAGGAUAAACCUAAGCAAAUGUUGCACAUUUCGCUAAUGCUUUACACUACUGCUGU
Molecule: messenger RNA, 3798 nt
Organism: Neoarius graeffei (lesser salmon catfish)
Lineage: Eukaryota; Metazoa; Chordata; Actinopteri; Siluriformes; Ariidae
Gene: bhlhe41
Product: basic helix-loop-helix family, member e41
Exons: 5
Coding region: 359-1585 (408 amino acids)
Biological process (GO): circadian regulation of gene expression; regulation of transcription by RNA polymerase II; anterior/posterior pattern specification
Cellular component (GO): nucleus
Molecular function (GO): DNA-binding transcription factor activity, RNA polymerase II-specific; protein dimerization activity; RNA polymerase II cis-regulatory region sequence-specific DNA binding
Source: RefSeq, a predicted model, not a curated record